Molecule: messenger RNA, 1182 nt
Organism: Phycomyces blakesleeanus NRRL 1555(-)
Lineage: Eukaryota; Fungi; Mucoromycota; Mucoromycetes; Mucorales; Phycomycetaceae
Exons: 5
Coding region: 1-1182 (393 amino acids)
Source: RefSeq, a predicted model, not a curated record
AUGGCAAUGGUUGAUGAACUUGUUGACAAUGCUGGUGAAAUAAUUGACCAUCCAAAUGUUGUAUUUCCUUCGGCAAGUGAGGUCAAAGCUCCUGGAAGACCUAAGCACGUCAAAAGGAAAACUGCUCUCCCAAAGGACUUUGUCCGUCACAAGCACAGACAUCUCCUUGUGCAAAAGAACAAAAAUGAUAUCAGAAGUAUUUUGAAAGAAGGACUUAAAGAAGUGAUGAAGGAGUUCUUAGAGGAAGAGCCUCUCAAAAAAAUCAUAAAAGAAAUAAAAAAAGAAACCCAAUUCGCUGAAAAACAAGAGCCUCUCGAAGAAGCUAAAACAACCAAUUUCGCUAAAAAGCAAGAGCCUCUCGAAGAAGCUGAAAAAUAUUCCUCUGGAAUUAAAAGACCUAAACAUCUCCAAGACGACUACUGGUACGAUUUGCCUAGUCCAAAAAAACAAAACAAAAAUGUGCAUGACUUUGCUCUGCCUGCUCAAAUCGACCAAGCCGCCAUUUCGUUGACGUUUAACCCCAAGUCCGAUGGUUGGUGCGGUUUCCGUGUAUUUGCACACCUGAAAGAGGGUGGAGAGGAUCAGUUUCCUUUGGUGAAGAAGAAGAUGUUGGCCACGAUGGCAACCCACGGUAAACUUUACGAGCACAACUUUGGCAUGGAUGUUGCUGAAGUGACAGAGGUCAUUGCCUUUGGCUCUGAGAUUGACCCUGCUCUUGGGGAAAAUAUCCCAUCUUGCCCUUCCUCUAUGUGGUUCUCUGCACCAGACUGUGCUCAGAUAAUAGCUGACACCUAUAACGAGCCUGUUUGUGUGUACUCGGACGAUCGGAGCGUCUUGCCUGUAACUUUCCUUCCCCUCCAUGAUCGGAAGCCUCUCAAAAGAAAGCCAUUGCCGAUGGUCUUGCACCAUGUACAUGGGUGCCACUGGACAACAAUUAAAGUGAAGCCUCAUUUACAUCGGUCCUGGCCUGAGGUAAAUGCGCUGUAUUUUGAUGCUAUCCGUAGAGGUAGUAUCAUUGACUGCUUUUCCACAAGUUGGAAUCAUUGGGGUCAGUUCCCAAAGAACAAGUCUUAUCUUUUACCCUCCACUACUACAACUACUACAAUUACUACUACUGCCACUAACUCUCCUACAAAUUCUCCCGUAAAUUCUUCUGAUAUUAUUGACCUCACACAUAUAUAA